CAUUGAGACCUCAUGACAAUCUUGGGACAGACUUUGGAGGGGGAAAAAAAACAAUAUAAGAACAGUAUUGCUACUGACAGAUUACAAAUCUGUCAUGAAUAAAGUGGAUUACUAGGUCAUCUUAGAGGUGCAGGGUAGAUGCAUAACUGGACUGAGUGAACAGAGACUCUUCAGUGCUCUCAACUUCUGUCCUCAUGGAUUGGCACUUGCGUCUGCUUCUUUCUUUGCUUGUGGUGUUUGCCGCUGAAGCCACCACCACAAAGCACAUGAAGGACUUCAUCAGAGCUGUGGAGAGCAUUGAAGCUGUGAAUCCAGGUCUUCAGAUGCUCGAUGUGGUGAAAGGUCUACGUAAGGCUGCUGGCUUUGAAACCGACCUCAUCAAGCGUUACCUCGGCGACCUCAGUGAUGCACAUGACCUUGUGGCAGAUCCAUCAGUCACUUCCUAUGUAAGCGAGGUCAUUAAUCACAGCCUGUCAGAGUUGGGUAAGGAGAAAGGUGUGGUUCUCACGUUAGAUGGUUCAAAUGUGGCGUUGGCCCCAAUGCUCCUCGGACUUGAGGCUGGGCUGCAGUCCACCGUCCAAGCCCUUUACCCUUUAAUCUUUACCGACAACCUGGUCGCCUCAUUUCUACAUCACGUCCACAACGAGCAAACCACUGUUCCUUUUGGCACUAAAGGAUUCUGGGAUAGCAUUUCAUCCCCAAAGGUCUACACUCUCUCUGAUUUGCCCUCCUUGGCGACCGACGCUCUAAUAACCGGAGGUAUAGACGGGUUCAUUCUCGGGUCAGAAGUUUCCACAUCUAACCAUCUUGAGCGAUCACUGAGUGACCUGCUGAAGAGUUACUACAGCCACCAGCCUGACGCCGCAGGGCUGGACGCAUCGCCCCGUCUGAUCAGCCAGAAACGAAGGAUGAACUUCAAAAAGCUGGUCAGCUUCUCUUUGCUGAAAAGCCAGAUGGUCCAGGCUCUAACAGUUCGCCGCAACUUAAAUGAGUCUGAGCGGAAGAGGCUGGAUGACGUUAUGAACGAAGGGUUUGACCAGUUUGUCCAUGUGUAUGCUGUCUGUCCCAAGAUCGUCACGAGGUCUCAAUGGGGAGCUGCAGCUUUCAUUGGUUCUCCCUCCUAUCUGUCUCUUCCUGUGCCAUACCUUUUCAUCCACCACACAUAUCAACCCUCCAAGCCUUGCACCACCUUUGAUCAGUGUGCCAGUGACAUGCGCUCCAUGCAGCGCUACCACCAGCAAAGCAAUGGAUGGUCUGACAUUGGAUACAGUUUUGUUGCAGGUUCUGAUGGAAGCAUGUAUGAAGGCCGUGGCUGGAAUUGGGUCGGUGCCCACACUUCGGGGUACAACUCCAAAGGCUAUGGUGUCUGUUUCAUUGGAGAUUAUACCUCCACCCUUCCCAUCAGGAGUGCACUGGACAUGGUGCGGUACGACUUCACAAGCUGCGCUAUAAACGGAGGCCGACUGUCCUCAUAUUACAACUUAUAUGGACACAGGCAAGCAAGUUCCACUGACUGCCCAGGAAACUCCCUCUACCGUGAAAUCCAGAAUUGGGCUAAUUGGGAGAGCUAUUUGCCUUGAUGACUGUGGUAUCAACAAUGAACGACUAAUUGUGUCUCUGGAAAACAGCACAUGUACUAAAUUUAUCACUCAUAAUAAAUGCAUUUUAAAAAUCA
Onychostoma macrolepis is the source of this 1675-nucleotide messenger RNA. Its product is annotated as N-acetylmuramoyl-L-alanine amidase-like. The record is from RefSeq and is a predicted model, not a curated record. Gene Ontology annotation, molecular function: zinc ion binding; peptidoglycan binding; peptidoglycan immune receptor activity. Bases 195 to 1580 code for a protein of 461 amino acids. NCBI's taxonomy places the organism in Eukaryota, Metazoa, Chordata, Actinopteri, Cypriniformes, Cyprinidae. The transcript has 6 exons. Gene Ontology annotation, biological process: detection of bacterium; peptidoglycan catabolic process; defense response to Gram-positive bacterium.